Molecule: messenger RNA, 342 nt
Organism: Porites evermanni
Lineage: Eukaryota; Metazoa; Cnidaria; Anthozoa; Scleractinia; Poritidae
Source: the annotation of a GenBank genome assembly
AUGCAAGAGCUAAAGCUAGCUACGACGAGAGAUGUGAAGCUACUCAUUGAAUUUCUGAGAGAAAAACACGAGCAAAGAAAUCCUGAAGACAUCGAAGGCAAAGAAUUGAACGUAUAUCUCUGCGAGUUUAUCCUUAGGGUGAUGCGAAAAGACGGCAAAGACUUUGAAACUUCGAGUCUUAAAGGUCUAUAUUCAAGUUUUAAUCAACAUUUGAAAGAAUGCAAAUAUCCCGUCAGUGUCAUCGAAGACGUUGCUGUUGAACGCGCAAGAAAAUGUAUUGAAGCUAAGAACAAGCAACUUAAAAAGGAGGGCAAAGGUAAUAGACCAGAUGCAGCGGAAGCG